This is a messenger RNA of Chara braunii, 11092 nucleotides long. The record is from the annotation of a GenBank genome assembly. NCBI's taxonomy places the organism in Eukaryota, Viridiplantae, Streptophyta, Charophyceae, Charales, Characeae.
CGAUGACGGUGAUGACGUGGCACGACGGCGACGAUCGCGACGAUGACGUGGCACUGCGACGACGAUCACGACGACGAUGAUGAUGAUGGCCAGGUGAUGGCGACGAAGCAAGGUGGGUCAGGCGGGUUCGAACCGCUCCGAUACCAGUGUGACGGGCGUGAGGCUGAGGAACACCUACAUGACAUGAUCAGAGCAAAUGUCGCUAUAAGAGGACUGACCAUCGUUCUGGGACUGCAGCUCAAGUCCAAUAGCUUCGCAGACGACACUGCGGCAGUCACAGAAGCAUCUGACACGAGUGUGUCAGCCAUGCGCCACACUGUUGCUACGUUUCAGCACUUUGCAUGGGCACAAGUUAAGUGGGAGAAAUCCACAGUUCUUCUUCCCCCAAACGCGGACCCGGAUCUCUUCCAAGACAUGAAGAUCGUACCGCAAGGACAGAACACUCGCUACCUGGGUAUUCUGCUCCCAGCAACACUCACAACAGGAGAACAAACGAAAAGAUUGCUAACAACUGCUCUGUGCAAAAUGCAUAGAUGGGCCAAAGGCAUAGAUAUGGGAGUAGUGGGGAGGACCAUCAUAGCUAAUAAUGCAGCUUCUUCCACACUGUGGUACGCUGCACCUUUAUCGGCCCCGGAGAACAGGGCAUGGCGUGAGUAUAAACUGGCAAUUAGGAAAUACCUUUGGAAGAACGAUCCGUAUGCACCACCACUGAUUUAUCGUGUUCGUUGGGAGAAACUGAUACAGCCCAGAGCACAGGGAGGUCUGGGACUGUUGGACCCACAUCUGCAAGCUACAACGCUCCAAAUGAGAACGGUGAUGUGGCUGCUUCUGGAGAAAGAAGACGCUCCGUGGAAAAUCAUUACACUGGCCAGCAUGACGAAGGCUCUCAAGGUAGCAGAUGUGGAAACAACAUUGUUGUACCCGCAACUUCAACAAGGGCUCACACGUGGGGCACUGUGGACCCCAACGCUGGAAAAAUGGAAGAACAAUGCACUGCGACAAACAGCUCCCAAAACGAUGGAUCAAAUUUUGGGACAAUCCUUGUUUGGCAACGCCUUCAUUUGCAGACAAGGACGUCCCUUUGCAUGGCAGAAUGAACCUGGAGCCUUUGGGCGGCAGUGGCUUGCUUGCAGGGUUUCGAGAAUUCAGGACCUUUGGGAUUCUACUGAGAAUGAAUGGAAGACUGACACACAGAUGGCAGCCCUCCUACGGCAACAACCGGAUCGCCAAGUGCGCCUGCGACAACUCAGAGAAGCCAUACCAGCAACAUGGGUACAUCGCAUGCGACUGAAUCAGAGGAUGCAAGGGGAAUGGGUAGCGCUUAACACAGAGGAUCCACCACAAGCUCUCUUCCGACUGAGAUCUGGAGCCCAACAAGACUGGUAUGAAACAGAGGCAUGGGAGAUCGCGGAUCCAAACGCAGCACUUGGGGAACCAAUGACAAGAAUUUCAAGCAGAGAUGGGCUUAUUCAUAGACUCAAUAUGUGCUCAGUGGUGGUUCUCAAGGAUCGCACACAACACUCAGAACCGAAGUUUCAGCCUUUCAAACCAAGAAGAACCCCAUGUCAACUGCCCGGGGACCCUUCUUCGUGGGAAUGGAGUGCAAAGAACACACAGCGAAAACAGUGCAGGUCACACCAAGUCACUACCAAGACCAUAUACCGCACACUGUUGAGAAUCACAGAUAUGGCAGAGGAGAUGAAGACAAGAUGGGUGAAGCGAGGAUGGCUGGAAGCACAGGAAGUACAUACCUGGACAGAACAUCAGUGGAAAGUGGCCAGCAGAACUCUCACGACGCUGCCGGAACAAAAGCGAGCAGGAGAAUUGUGGCUUAAUCUGCAUCUCGCCCUACCGACAUUUCAAUGGAUGGCGGCGCACAGCACAGCCACAGACACACAGUGUCAGGAGUGUGGAUGUCAGGAUGAGACCCUCCCACACAUGUGGCUGGACUGUGACUCACAGGCCAAAUUCUGGCAAUGGUGGCAAACGGUGGGCACACGGAUACCUUUGCAUCCGGAAUGCCCUACACACAGAGGCCAAGUGAUGGUAGGGAUGGCACUAAUGGGGGCUGCAUCAACACUUGAGGCCGCUUAUGCAGGAGAUACUGUGAGAGCAGCAUUUUGGGGCGCGGUCUGGGCCAUAAGGGGACGCUUGCUUCGGACGGGACAACACGGUUCUCCGAACACACUCAAGGCUUGGACUUUGAAGAAUUUGCAGACGGCGGUCACAGCAGAUGUUCACCGCCGAAGAAACGGAGGCUGGUCCUUCUUCAGGGCUGCAUGGAAAUCAUAUCCACAGGUGUUGCGAAUUGAGGAACAAAAGGGAGAAUGGGCCUGGGCCCCCGCAUUUGAGGCAGUUCUCCGACAAUCACAAGACCGAGAAGAUGUGUCGCAGAACACGACUGACAGGUUUUGUCAUCUGGACUGCUUUGAUGAAGUCCGACUGCAAGUCUGUUGCUAUGCCCUUACGGAGAUUUGUUCUGAGAGUUUAUCAGGUGAUGGAUGGCUUUGUGAGAUUUUAUUAAGUGAUGGACGACUGAACUGGGCUCCUGUUUGCUUUGUUGUCCUGUUUCUAUUAAUGAAGUAUUACUAUGAGCCAGGUACCAACCAUAGGUUCAGAUCAAGAGUAGAGAUUUAUUGGUACCAGCAAACUGGAAUCAGGCCAGCAGUUUUGCCAUCACUGCCAUUCUCGGCGAUGACAGGCCCCUAUGCCGCUCAGUUCGGACCAUCACCAAGCGGUACCUCAGCAGCUGCACUAUCUCAGACUGUUGCUUCUUCAUCUUCUGGUCCAGCGGCUGGAGCUACACCACAGCCGCCACCUGUCUCACCAGUGGGACAGCAGCAACCUUGGUACCCCAAGACCCCUCUAAAACCACUUCCAACCUUCUCAGGAGAUACGAAGGACGAGGCACUCGACACUUGGUUGAGAACGGUUCCAGUGUGGGUCAGGGCAAGGAGGACGCUGGUAGAGGAGGAGGUGAUUAUUGUUGCAUCCUACUUAGAGGGUUCAACAACUCGUUGGCUAAAUGGAUUAGUGGCUUCAAAAGGGUUCGGCAAAAACAUGGAUGACUGGGCCAAGACCCAUACCCUUGAAAGGUUUAUAUAUUUAGUGGAGGUUCGAUGGCACAACCCUCAGCAGUCGCAAAUUGCCACUGAUGGGCUACUGAAACUUGACCCCAAGAAGCCGUUUGUUGUAACCACUAACACAAGCCAAUAUGGCAUUGGCGCAGUGUCGGCUCAACAGGAAAGGAAAAAGUUGAGACCAAUUGAGUAUAUGAGCAAAAAGAUGCCAUCAAAGAAGUUGGCAAACUCCACCUACGAGAGGGAACUCCAUGCUCUCUACAAGGCACUUGUCCAGUGGAGGCAUUAUCUGUUAGGGAGGUUCUUCCAUUUGAGAACUGACCAUCAUACCCUCAAGUGGAUCAAGACGCAACCAGUUCUCUCCAUAGAUCAAUAUGAUUUCAAACUAGACUAUGUGAAGGGAGAAUACAACAAGGUUGCAGAUGCGUUAUCCCGAAGGGCAGAUUACCUAGGUGUGCUGAUUUAUGAGUUUGGCUUAUCUGAAGACGUUACUCGAUCUUUGGGGGAAGCCUACAAGGAAGAUCCCAUGACGAUGGACAUCAUCAACAAACUGCAGGCCAAAGACAAGGCCACCUCUAAUGAGUUUGUGAUGGUGGAUGGGUUACUCUUUCUUGAAAAGGCAGGGUUUAAGAGCUACGUCAUCAUCUUCAAGGGACGGCUGCUCACAGCAGCAGCAGCGAAGAAGAAGGCAGAGGACGCCGAACAGGCACGUCUGCCGGCAAUUGAACAACAACGCCAGCAUGACGAGGCAGCAGCAAAGGCUGCUGAUGAAGAAAGAAUUCAACGUCGUGAGAAGAUAUUUAACGGAGAGCGGACCUUGCUCACAAUGGCAGCGGAAUGGCGGACCGAGGCCGAGAAUGGAAAGAUGGAGGAUUGCGAAAACAAGAUCGCUCUCCUCCUCUCCCAACUCACAGACCUCCUGGCUACAUGCAUUACACAGCAGGAGUACAUCCACAGCCUCGAUGACUCGCUGGCUCAAGUCCAAGGCCGCCUCCGGCAGUUGGAGCAGCGACCAGUCGCCGCCCCCAAUGCCAACUCUUCCAACACCUCCGAUCGCCUCGAAGCAUUGGAGAUGGACAUCGGCUCCCUCAAGGAUGGCGUGCAAUUACAGCAGACCGCGACGCAACAGUUGGAACAGCGGAUCUGUGCUACCGCCAACACCUCAGGACCAGAACCGCGCGAGACAGCUCCAAAGUUUGACGGGCAGGAGAUCUUCUGCGACUCGACGAAGACAGAUCCGAUUCCAUGGUUCCGCAAGUUCGAGCACACGUUGCAGCUACACAACGUCAAAGAACACAAGCAGCACGCGUACAUAUACUCCCACUCGGGGGGCGCAUGCCAGGCUUGGUUGGACAACCUCUUGUCCAAGUACGAAGUGGUAGCUAACGACUUGCACACCCAGAUCAGUUGCGAUGAUCUGAAGGCGGCGUGGCAUAAGCGGUUCCAAGUCGAGCCGCCGGAGAUCAAGGCUAUGGACAAGCUCAUGGUCUUCGAGCAAGGCACGCUGCCGAGUACCGACUGGAUUGUCGGGUACCAAUGCUUGACAUCAGUCUCAGACAUCCAGAUGGGCUUCAAAGCCAUCCGCCACUAUUUCAUCUCAAGGUCCUGUCCUGCAUUAAGUAAUGCCCUGACUCACGUCGAGGACACCUUGACGACAACGGCGGAACUUUUUGACAAGGCCGCGCAGAUCAUCAUUACGAACAAGGAGGCUAAGAACCUGCGUUCGUCUGCGGCAGGCCCGAGCAGGGACCAGCAUCUGCCAAGAGUGGCCGUGGUCGCGGCGGCAACGCCGCAAGGGCAAACAGGGAAACUGAGCACCGCCGAGAGUGACUCGACAAUACUCUCGACGCCUCAGGAACCGGUUUCUUCGCGAGUAACCGGCCUUCAUUCCGAGGCGCAUGCGGAAGUCGAUAGUCCUCCUCUUCUAUAUUCUUUUGAGGACUAUGCUGCUCGGCUCGUUCCUACGCUGGGUACUCAAGCUCAAGGACAAGAUGUGUGUGCGGCAUCUUCACCGUCCGGCAGCGGCGACUUAUCGUCUUCAAGUGGUUCUUCACGGGAUUCGGCGCGCGAGUUCAACAUAGAGGUAUUCGACCCGCUCACGUCCGAGGACUUUGCAUGGCUUCCUCUCCCGGCUACGGGCCACUUGCCGGGACCGCAAUGCGCAGCACUAUGCGCCCAUCUCCACACGUACUUAUCCUUCUAUGCACCACCAACUUCGCCGACGGAUGACGAAGUCGCGGUGGGGGACACCCUUGCGUAUGUUACCAAGGUGGCCCACGAGUUUCGCACGCAGCCAUACGAUGACAACAAUGCACCGCUCAUGUAUGUCCGCAUCCAGGUUGGGCAAGCGUCCUGCAGCGCUUUGCUGGAUAGCGACGCGUCUCGCAAUUUCAUGAGCCAAGCCUUCAUGCAAAGGCCUGGCCUUGGCGCACAAGUUUGGAGGAAGGCAAGCCCGACGGCGAUCAAGUUGGCGGAUGGAAAGACGCAGCAACUUCUCGACCGUUACAUCGAGGCCGUACCGGUUUAUUUCGCACGUCAUGCAUGCGAACCGGUAACCUUCGACAUUCUCGACGCGGACUUCGACAUCGUUUUGGGAAUGCCUUGGCUUGCAAGUGCGGAUCACACGGUCAACUUCCACCGGCGGACUCUUAGCGUUCGCGACGCCUUCGGCGUGGAAGUGGCGUGUAUUAUUCCUCUACCGCACCCUUCGAUUCGGUGCCAAGUGGUGACGGCCAAAUCAUUCUGGGCGACUUGCGCUUACGAGCAGCCCGAGGAGAUCGGCCUAUGUUUCCUACGGACCGUCGCGGUAGCCGACUCUUCACCCACAGACUUGUCUUCGGACCCCCGAGUGGUGCGGUUGCUAGACGAGUUCGCCGACAUCUUCGAGUCUCCUACCGGUGUGGUGCCGGAUCGGCCGAUCUCUCACGAGAUCAUUCUUGAGGCCGGUGUCGUGUCGCCGAAAGGUUGCAUCUAUUGGAUGAGCGAGGAGGAGCUUGAGGUCCUCCGCGCACAACUCGACGACUUGUUGGCCAAGGGCUGGAUCCGCCCUAGUAGCUCCCCAUAUGGAGCACCAGUUCUCUUCAUCCGGAAGAAGAACAAGUAUCUACAAUUGUGUAUUGACUACCGCAAGCUCAACGAGCAAACCGUCGAGAAUGUGGGGCCUCUUCCUCGCAUCGACGAUCUUCUUGAGCGAUUGGGCGGUGCAAAGUAUUUUUCUAAGUUGGAUUUAAAAUUGGGAUAUCAUAAAAUCUCGAUCCGAACGAAUGAUCGCUACAAAUCCGCGUUCAAGACGCGGUACAGGCAUUUUGAGUGGGUGGUCAUGCCUUUUGGCCUCACCAACGCCCUGACGACCUUUCAAGCGGCAAUGACCAACGAGUUUCGUGCAAUGUUGGACCGGUUCGUGCUGGUCUACUUAGACGAUAUUCUCAUCUAUAGCCGGGCAUUGGAGGAUCAUCUUGGGCAUCUUCGACGAGUGUUGGAGACGCUCCACCGCGCCAAGUACAAGGCCAACCGUGACAAGUGCGAAUUUGUCCGGCAAGAGCUGGAAUACUUGGACCAUUUUGUCACACCGGAGGGCAUCAGUCCGCUAUCGGACAAGGUUCAAGCCAUCCAAGAGUGGCCGGAACCUCGGAACAUCACGGAUGUCCGUUCGUUCCUUGGCCUUGCCAGCUACUACCAGCGUUUUAUCAAAGGCUACUCGAAGAUCGCGGCCCACUUGACCAAGCUUCAAUUCGAGGAUCGACCAUUUGACCUCCGAGAGGAGGCGCGGGAAUCAUUUUUGGCUCUCAAAGCCGCGCGAUUAUUUGCGGAGGUCUUGCGCAUAUAUGACCCGCUUUUGCUUACACGCGUCGCUACGUAUGCGUCCGGCUAUGGCAUUGGUGUCGUCCUCGAGCAACAUGACGGUGUGGACUGGCACCCGGUCGAGUAUUUCAGCAAAAGAGUUCCCGUCGUGCAUUCCAUUGACGAUGCACGCAAGAAGGAGCUCCUCGCCUUCGUAACGGACAACAAUCCGUUACUCUUCUAUAAGACCCAAGACACCGUCAACAGCACCAUCGCUCGAUGGAUGGCUUUCAUUGACCAGUUCGACUUCUUUCCCGAUCACAUUCCCGGGAAGUCGAACCGUUUUGCAGAUGCUCUUUCACGACGUCCGGAUCACUGUACCGCAGUCUACUCAACCUUCGAGAUCGACGAUGACCUGCGGAACAGCUUCAUCUGCGGCUACAAAGCCGACCCCGAGUUUCGCGACAAGUACACGAAUUGCUCCUCUCCUAAUCCACCGCCUUCUCACUACCGGAUCCAAGAGGGGUACUUGCUUGUCCACACGCGGGGGAAGGACCUUCUUUGCGUACCAAGUGAUCCUCACUUGCGUACACGGCUUCUUGGCGAGUUCCACGAUGCUCCCGCCACCGGACACUUUGGAGUCAAUCGCACGAUUGUCCAACUUCGUGAGCGAUUUUGGUGGCCCGGCCUUCUCGGCGACGUCACACGCUAUUGCGAGUCCUGCGAGGUUUGCCGAUGCUGCAAAUCCCGCAACCAUCGUCCAUACGGCGAGUUACGACCAUUACCAGUCCCAUUGAGGCGAAGGGAAGCGAUUGCCAUGGACAUCACCGGCCCGUUCCCCAAGCACAAGACCGGCGUGGAUGGGAUUUUCACGGUGGUCGACCGACUUACCAAGUUUGCCAUGUUUUUGCCUUGCGGCUAUCAUGCCAAGGCACCGGAGUUGGCCGAGGUUCUCUACGCCGGUUGGAUUCGAACCAAGGGUUACCCCAAGGAAAUCGUCUGCGACCGCGACAUUCGGUUCAUGUCCGAUUUUUGGUUGGCGCUCAUCAAGCGAUGGGGCUCAUCUCUCAAGCCCAGUUCAGCUCGCCACCCUCAGACCGAUGGCCAAAUGGAGAGGACGCACCAGACCGCACAGGUUCUCCUUCUCACUCUCAUUCGUCCUGACCAGAAGGACUGGGUUGAGCGGCUGUCGGAUGUCGAGUUGGCCUACAACUCUUCCAUCCACCCGGCUAUCGGGAUAUCACCUUUCCAGCGGGUGCUACGAUCGGCCAAGGCCCCAUCCAUUUCGGGAGGAGCUUGCGAGAGAUCGGCCUUGGCGUGGAGUGAUAUCUUUCUUGGAGAGGAUGAGGGAGACAAUGGUGUUAUCAGUGCGGAUGGUGAAGUAUUGCCCGUCGAGGUACGGGCGCCAGACUGUGAGGGCGUGAAUCACGGCGAGGAGUUCCUUCUCGUUGGAGGGGUAAUUCAUCUCCGCGGGAAGGAGCUUCUUGCUUGCGAAGGCGAUAGGGUAUUCGCCAGGUGGAGCCUCGGGGUGAGUGGGCGAGUCCUUGAUGGAGGGGGUCUUGGCGGUGUCGCGGGGGAAAUGUUCGGACGGUACGGCUCCGAUGGCGAAGUCGGAGGCGUCAGUAAUGACAUAGAAAUGGCGAGUGCGGUCGGCGAUCUUGAGGACAGGGGCUGUGGUGAUGGUUUGCUUGACGGAGACAAUAUGGCCGAGGUAUUCGACGCUCGAAGCGACAAACGUACAUUUGCUGAGCUUGGCGUAAAAUUUUUGCUCUCGGAGGAUCGAGAGGACUUGGCGGAGGUGCUGAAGUGGGAGGCGUUUGCGACGCUUGGGAGUCAUCCGGUGGAGGGGGCGUCGCCGGAGAGGGGGGAGGCAAACGAAUUGUCGAUGUCAGAUGGGCCAUCGGUGGGACGGAGGACGUCACCGAUGGGUGGGCCGACAUAUGCAAUGUCGAUGCCGGGUCAGUGUCCUGGGGACGGUGUUCAUGAUGAGGAGGGGCCCGCGCUUGCCGAGGGCGGUGAUGCGGAGGUUGCGGGUCGAGUGGAGGCGGACUGGCGGGUGAAUCGUGAUAGGGAAGAGGAUUGUGUUCGGUUAACAAGGAGCCGUGUACGGUUAAGUAAUAAUGGCCCAGGUGUUGUGGCCCGUGCGAGCAGAUUUGAUGGUGCUGAUGGUGCGAGGAGAUCGCUCACUUCAGGAGUUGAUGGUGCCGAUGGUGCUGAUGGUGCAAGAAGGUCGCUCGCUUCAGGAGUUGAUGGUGCCGAUGGUGCUGAUGGUGCAAGGAGUUCGCUCACUUCAGGAGUUGAUGGUGCUGAUGGUGCUGAUGGUGCUGAUGGUGCAAGGAGGUCGCUCGCUUCAGGAGUUGAUGGUGCUGAUGGUCCUGAUGGUGCAAGGAGAUCCCUCACUUCAGGAGUUGAUGUUGGUGCUGGUGCAAAGAGAUCGCUCGCUUCAGGAGUUGAUGAUGCUGAUGAUGCUGAUGGUGCACAGAGAUCGCUCGCUUCAGGAGUUGAUGGUGCUGAUGGGGCGAGGAGAUCGCUCACUUUAGGAGCUGAUGGUGCUGAUGGUGCUGAUGGUGCAAGGAGAUCGAUUGCUUCAGGAGCUGAUGGUGCUGAUGGUGCUGAUGGUGCUGAUGGUGCUGAUGGUGCUGAUGGUGCUGAUGGUGCAAAGAGAUCGCUCACUUCAAGAGUUGAUGGUGCCGAUGGUGCUGAUGGUGCAAGCCAAUCGUUCACUUCAGGAGUUGGUGUUGAUGGUGCUGACGGUGGAAGGAGAUCGCUCACUUCAGGAGUUGAUGAUGCUGAUGGUGCUGAUGGUGCUGAUGGCGCUGAUGGUGCUGAUGGUGCAAGGGGAUCACUUGCUGCAGGAGUUGAUGGUGCUGAUGGAGCAAGGAGAUCGCUCCCUUCAGGAGUUGAUGGUGGUGAUGGUCGUGAUGGUGCAAAGAGAUCGCUCACUUCAGGACUCGAUGGUGCCGAUGGUGGUGAUGGUGCAAGGAGAUCACUCACUUCAGGAGUUGAUGGUGGUGAUGGUGCAAGGAGAUCACUCACUUCAGGAGUUGAUGGUGGUGAUGGUGGUGAUGGUGGUGAUGGUGGUGAUGGUGCAAGGAGAUCGCUCGCUUCAGGAGUUGAUGGUGCUGAUGGUGCUGAUGGUGCAACGAGAUCGCUCACUUCAGGAGUUGAUGGUACUAAUGGUGCUGAUGCUGCUGAUGCUGCUGAUGCUGCUGAUGCUGCUGAUGCUGCUGAUGCUGCUGAUGUUGCUGGUAGUGUUGAGAUUAUGAAGAAGAGGUCAGGGCUUUUGGGGGAAGGUGGCCACGCGAGAGAUAAUGUUGUCAGAAAAAUUCAAAACAAGAGGCAUGCUGAGAUUAUGGUGAGUGGGAAAGUCUUUGAACUGGUCAAUUUGGAUAGUGACGAUGACGAGCCACUUGCUGAUCAUGUGGGAGUGAAAAUCUGGGGCAGUCGUAAAUGUGGCAGUGACAAGAGUGGUGGUGAUGUAAAUAUUCUCGCAGACAACACCAACAGAUUGCCAGUUUCUGCCAAUCCCGAAUCGCGAACAAUGACCAACAUUGACUGCAGGGGAUUCGACCUCAACAUUAGGCCAGAGGAAAAUGUUGUUGUUGCUCCUGAAGAUGUUACUAUUUCAUGUACUGAAGGUGUGGUCAAUGGUGGACGUAGCCAGUCCCACAACGGGGCUGAUGAGAACUGUAUCGAAACAGUGCAGGGAAGAAAAGAUGUAGGUGUUUGCAGGGCCAGAGUGGAGCCGAGGUUGUGUGUGGACGGUAUCAAGUACAGGUGGCAAGGUGCAUGUACAAGACUUGAGAAUAAACGGAAUGGCAUGGCAGUGGUGGAUCAGGAGUGUGUAAAGUGUGGCGACAAUGUUGAGUGGCAGCCUGCUUCUGAGGUGGGGGUUGGAAAAGUUGGAAGUACAGUGAAAAGGUUGCGGCCAAUGAAGGUGGUGCUGGCAAAACGGCGCAAGUUCGAUUCUUAGUGGUAGGGGUCAGCCAUGUAUACUAGGUGGCUCAUGGAGACGUGAUGGGAGGGGAGGCGCACCCUAGAUGGUAGAAGCAGCAAUUUGGAAUGGCUCUGCAAAUUGUCUGUUAUCUGACUGCAUUGUAAGGGCUUGUGAUUUACCGGUUCUAACUUCUGUCAUGUCAAAGUUUGUGCGGGACAAACACUCUACUGGCCAGUUGUCAAGGAGUGUACGGGGCAAGACACUGAUGUGAAUUCAACAAAUGCGGGAUGCCUAC